GCGGUUGCGAUAGGAUGGAACCUUUGCGUGUCCUGGAGCUGUACAGUGGCAUUGGUGGCAUGCACCACGCGCUGCGAGAAAGUCAUAUCCCUGCACAUGUGGUGGCUGCUAUUGAUGUGAACACUGUUGCUAAUGAAGUAUACAAGCAUAAUUUUCCUCAUACUCACUUACUGGCGAAGACAAUUGAAGGUAUUUCACUGGAAGACUUUGACAAGCUAUCUUUCAAUAUGAUUUUAAUGAGCCCUCCAUGUCAGCCAUUCACAAGAAUUGGCCUACAGGGGGAUAUGACCGAUCCAAGGACAAAUAGCUUCUUGUAUAUUCUAGAUAUUCUCCCAAGAUUGCAAAAAUUACCCAAGUAUAUUCUCUUAGAAAAUGUCAAAGGUUUUGAAGUAUCUUCUACAAGAGGGCUGCUGAUACAAACAAUAGAAGCCUGUGGCUUUCAGCAUCAAGAGUUUCUAUUGUCUCCUUCCUCUCUAGGCAUUCCAAACUCCAGGCUACGAUAUUUUCUCAUUGCAAAGCUUCAGUCAGAGCCUUUCCCCUUCCAGGCCCCUGGACAGAUACUGAUGGAGUUUCCUAAAAUUGUAACUGUUGAGCAACAAAAAUAUGCAGUAGUUGAAGAAAGUAAGCCAAGAGUGCAGAGAACUGGACCAUGUAUCUGCGCUGAGAGCAGCAGCAAACAGUGUUCUGGAAAAGAUACCAUUCUCUUUAAGCUUGAGACUGUAGAAGAAAGGGACAGGAAAAACCAACAAGAUAGUGACCUCUCUGUGCAGAUGCUGAAAGACUUCCUUGAAGAUGACGACACAGAUGAGUACCUUUUAUCACCAAAGGUAUUGCUGCGAUAUGCUCUCUUACUAGAUAUCGUGAAGCCCACGUCCAGAAGGUCCAUGUGCUUUACUAAAGGGUAUGGGAGUUACAUAGAGGGGACAGGCUCCGUGUUACAGACUGCAGAGGAUGUGCAGAUUGAGGAUAUCUACAAAUCUCUUCCUGAUUUGCCACCAGAAGAAAAGAUAGCUAAAUUGUCAAUGCUUAAACUGCGAUAUUUCACACCUAAAGAAAUUGCAAAUCUCCAGGGAUUUCCUCCAGAAUUUGGGUUUCCUGAGAAGACAACAGUGAAACAGCGUUACCGGCUGCUUGGCAACAGCCUCAACGUGCAUGUGGUAGCAAAACUCCUCACAGUCCUGUGUGAAGGAUUUGGAAAUGCCUCUGAGAGCUGUCACAAGAUGCCUCUAAUUCUGGACAGUAAUUCCAAGAUUCUAUCUUGAAUUAAUUCUUACAGAAUUCAGCUAAACUCUUUUAAUAGCAUUUUCAUGGGUAAUUCAGUGGGAACUUAAAUGUGUACAUCAAAUUGUUUCCUUACAUUUAUAUCACUGUAUUUGAUAAACUUCACAUUGCUGUUUUUGCUUUAUGGACAAAUAUUUUUAUAAAGCUUUUAAACUUGUGUAUUAAAUAUCUUUUAUAUUAUGUUAUAAACAAAUUUAAGAAUGCUUGAAUUUUAUAUGUAUAUUAGUGCUUUAUAAAGUAUGACAUGAAUAAUAUAAUGAUCCUUAGAAAAUUAUUUUUGUAUGUCAAUUUAAAAAUUGUUUUAUAUAACAUGGAGAAACUAACUGGAUGUAGAUGUGGAAGCUCCAUCCCUCUAACUAGUGCUGUUCAUGAUACCAGAAGCAAAAAUAGUCAUCAUGUUUAACUAGCUAUGAACCAGGACGCCACAGUAGUGACUGUCCUACUAAGAUAUGCCCAUGAGUAUGGUGGGAAUAGCCACCUGCUCUGUGAUUUGAUUUAAGGCCUGAUCAAUGGGAUAGAAUCCAUGUCUGGCUCUGUUAUCUGGUUUAGAGACCUGUGGCUAGACAGGUUAUGGGCCCCAGUGAGUAACUUAUUAGUAUUACUUUAUUAAAUGGGCAUUGUAUUAAAUGAUAAUGAUUCCUGAUGAUUGAUUAUUAUACCAUAGAUUAGUGCGUCCCUCAACAUUCAACAGGUAAGCAAGCCUCUUGCAGUAGACAGCAUUACAGAAACCCAGAGAACAAGAGAAUGAAGGACUCAGCGCUAAGAGACAUCUAUCACUCCCCUCCCUCCCGAGGCUCAGCGAUCACUGCAGAAGAGGAAGAAAAAAACACUGUAAGAGUCACAAGUGGUAGAUGACUUUAGGAAAAUAUAUUAUCCAGAUCAGCAGGACAACUACACAUGUGGACUCAUAGCUAGGUGACAGCAUUCAAAAGACCUGCAUAAGCCUGAACCCCAGAGAGCAUCCCAGCAUGGAGCGGUAGAGUGGGUACCAAGGCACACCCCUAGCUCAGAGGCUAUUGGCAUGUGGUAGCUGCUGGGAGAGGAACCUAAGGUGUGAUUCCUGGUUUGUGGAACACACCCCAGGGUAGGCUUAUACUCAAGAGUAUUUGAGCAACACAAAUUGAAUUUGGGUGGAUACGGGAGGGAGUAUGAAUAUGAUCCAAAUAAAUUGUACAGCAUUCUCAAAGAAUUAAUAUUAUUUAAAAAAUUAAAAAAUUGUUUUACAACUCUUAAGAUAUUACUCUUUUUGUUAAUUUGCCCUAACUCAAAACUGACUCAAAUGCUAGCUAUUGAGUGUUUUAUUUAAUUUCAGGCCUUUUUAGACAAGUGCAUACAUUUUAAACCAAAUUAUCAUCAUCCAACAUAGAUAUCAGUCUGAAAAAUGUAUUAGAAAAAUGCUCAUAAAUUCUUAAUCAAAUCUUUGAAAACUGCAGGUGACUUUUUUGUUUGUUUUUUUGAGACAGGGUCUCACUGUGUAGCCCUGGGUGGCCUGGAAUUUGCUAUCUAAUCCAGUCUGGCUUCUAACUCAGAGGGAUCUGUCUGCCCCAACCUCCAGUGUGCUAGCCUUAAAAGCUAGAAAUACUUAACCUGGCUUCCUCUUUAACCUUAAUCUGAAGAUAAAGCCUCAUUGUCCUGCCUCCAUUUGCACAUCCUUCCUUUUAGUUUGCUAUUACCAGGGUGCUUUUGCUUUGUCAGCCUUUAGAUUAAGCUUCUCUGUUGUUCCAUUCUAAGGAAUAUGGCAUGGGUUAUGUGGCAGUAAGGUUAAGGGAGGAAAAUGGGCUGCUAUUGCUGCUAUUUCUAUAUGAUGCUACUCCGUCCUUUAUCAUACUGACUCUAAACUUUUUCUCUCUCCACUCAGUAAAAGAACAGAUAAAUAAAAUGUGUUGCAAACAUCUACUAGAAUACCAGUAAUUGUUACCUGGAAUGGGUUUAUGAUACUUGCCGUGGCCUGGAUGAGCCUUGGGAAAGUGCCAAUGAAAUUAGCCCAUCCUGAAAAGGCAAGAGUGGUUUCAUUCCCCUGUGAGUCAAGUUCAUAGAGACAGUAAGGAGGGCAGGGUUUGCAGGGGUUGGGAGGAGGGGACUAGGAAGUCAGUGUUUAGCAGGUACAGAGCUUCUGUUUGCAAGCAUGAGAAAAUUCUGAAGGCGAGAGGCACUGCUGGUUGGACAUGGUGGUGUGCUGAGUGCCACCCAACUGUACACUUAAUGUCUGUUGGAUGGCUAAUUUUAUAUUACUUAGAUUGUACUAAACUUUUAACGAUUACUCCUGAACUCAGAUAAAUAUGGGUCUGUCAAAGGUAUAAGCUAUGUGUAUAUCAACAGUCACUGUCUAAAAAGAUGAACCUCAUUAAAGUCUCACAAUUACAACCUGACAUCACCAUUGUGA
This is a messenger RNA of Mus caroli (Ryukyu mouse), 3664 nucleotides long. It is a transcript of the gene Trdmt1, whose product is annotated as tRNA aspartic acid methyltransferase 1. Lineage: Eukaryota; Metazoa; Chordata; Mammalia; Rodentia; Muridae. Gene Ontology annotation, molecular function: methyltransferase activity. The record is from RefSeq and is a predicted model, not a curated record. Gene Ontology annotation, cellular component: nucleus.